This is a messenger RNA of Pocillopora verrucosa, 1011 nucleotides long. RefSeq names its product structural maintenance of chromosomes protein 2-like. NCBI's taxonomy places the organism in Eukaryota, Metazoa, Cnidaria, Anthozoa, Scleractinia, Pocilloporidae. The record is from RefSeq and is a predicted model, not a curated record.
AUGGAUUUUUCGUAUUUAUCGAAUGGUCCUAGUGAAGAUGUCAAAUACAAAAUGAACAAAAACAUCUCAGGUGACGAGGAGUCCGUGGAAAAAUCCUUUUCUGCGAGAAUAUUUGAGAAAGAAGUUAGUGUAACGAAUCGUUCUGCUGAGUAUUAUAAUAAGCCUCUGCAGGUUUCACAUGGGGCACAGAUCAUGGCCAAUGAGUUUGCGAGAGAGAAGGAACAACUUACGCAAAAGAUCGCUUACCUUGAAACAGAGAUUAACGCUAAGGAAAAGGAGAUCGCCAUCCUUCAGCAAACUCUCUCUGGUAGAGACAAAAAGAUUACUGAUCUCAAAGAAAAACUGUCCCAACUACAAAAAAAUGGGCAAAGAAAUAAUUUUGAUUUUGCCGAACAAAUGGCAACAAUGGAUAAAAAGCUACAGGAGGCAAAGAAGAACAUUGCCGAGUUCGAGGCUGGUGUAAUUUUCAAUGUCAUGAAGAAUGAAAUGGAAGCAAAAGAAUCCCAGAGCGAGCCCAAGGCAUUUAAUGGCAAAGAUUACUUUGACCAUCAACCAUCAUGGUUUGAUACCCUAUUAAACAACGGUGGAUAUCUUGAAGUGGAAAACUUUCCAGUAACAGCCAAAGAGAUUCAAGCUAAGAAGAAUGUUAGAUCAAAUUCAAGGCCCACCACUGAGUCAGCUAAAGACAAAGAUUACUUUGACCAUCAACCGUCAUGGUUUGACACUCCAUCAAAGAACGGUGGAUGUCUUAAACUUGAAAACUUUCCAGUGACAGCAAAAGAUCUUGAUGCGAUGAAGAAUUUCCAAUCAAAUUCAAAGCCCUCCACUCCAGCAGCGAAAGGGAGUCCGUAUUCUUUCCAUCGCCCAUUACCUCCUACUCUGGCGAGCAUCGUUCCCAGUGGAUCUCAAAUAGCUUUCGCUCACCAGCAGAUCAAACGACACUCCAUUCCUCAAACUGAACAAGGAUUGCUGAAGAGAACUUUUAACAAGUGGUUCGGAUCAUACUUCUGA